UUCAAUGAUCACUCAAUAUAUAAAGUCUCGUAUAAUUAAAUCACAGGUGUAAUUAUCCCAUCAGCUUUAGCCUAUUCCGUUGACCAGCACACAAUAAUACCCAAGCAGGAUUCACCAGAUACAUUGUAUCUACAGCUCAUCUCUCGAUGCCAGCAUCAUAAAUGAAGUGUUACUCUAGCUUUCAUGAGCACACAGCUUUGCCCUUGACCUCAAGAUGCAAAGCAAUCUCCCAUUACAUUAAUAAUACUUCUAUAUUGGAUGUUACUUGCGGCUGAUAUCCAAGCAAAGGUGUAUAUAUAUAUAGUUGCUUCAGGAACAGGAGAAAGAGGACUCGGGAUUAGCAGCUCAUUUGCCAUCUCCAUAAGGAACUACGGGGAAUGUCUUGCCCUCUUAAGACUCCUAAGAAAAGGAUCCAACACGAGAAUACAUGGAUGGAUGAACCACAAGCAACCGUUCAUCACAUACAUCCGACACCCACUGUUAUGAUCUUUCCCGGUACCAAAAGAUAUCGUGCAGGUGCAGGAAAGCAGGAGCGAUGAUUCAGGAAGAAGUGAUCUGAAACCUUCAUGCAGCAGCACCUGUCGAUUGGCCUGCAACUUAAGAAUGAUCAGGAGUUGUGUAACAAGUCAACGAUCCACCAGUCUGCCUAGCAUGAUCAUGAUGUGGUAUACAUGUCAGCAAAAUCCUUGGAGAGCACUUCAAGUUUCCUUGCAUCAAUCGAACAAUGAGCUGUGUGGUCGCUGGCAAUGCUAUAUAGGCUUCUCUGCGAUUCAACUUCACAGCUUCUCUUCAAUCCGAAACGUCUUCUGAGCUCCACAACCCUCAUGGAGAAGAAGUCUGAAUCAAACCAGAUGCUGCUCGAGAACGUAUGGGCCAGCUUCAUCAAUGGCAGUCACCGACCAGCCAUUGGAUCCGCGACCUGGGAAGAUCUACCCAACCUGGAGAGCAGGAACGAGAACCUGGCGCUCAUCCAAAGACUUCCAAGCCUUGGGAGAUGGAUCUCCAUGGGGGCUGAGACGUGGGAGGAGCUGCUUGAUGGAACUUGCAGCGUCUCAAACUGCAGCCCAACUCCUGCUACCGAAUCAGCCCGCAGUACGAGGCCGACAGCUGCCGGAGCGGAAAGGGAGACGACCAGGCAUUAUAGGGGCGUGAGGAGGCGGCCAUGGGGGAAGUUUGCAGCAGAAAUCAGGGACAUAUCCAGGAAAGGAGCUCGGGUUUGGCUGGGGACGUUCAACACUGCAGAGGAAGCCGCCAUAGCAUAUGACAGAGCUGCGUUGAGGAUGAGAGGGCCCCGAGCUCACCUGAACUUUCCACUGGAGACGGCCAUCAGGAGCUCCAAAAGCACUCGCUAUGAGCAGCCGUCAACCUGCGCGCUGUGCGACGAGGCAUGCUCUGUUUACGGCUGCACCGCAGCAAUUCAUGAGCGAGCGGAUUUGGACGAGGAGCGACCGGCAUGUAGAAGAGAAAGGAGCAUCGAGGGGAUGAUCAACAACCGAAGAGAUGUGGUGGAGUUGCAAGACCUUGGCACUGACUACUUGGAAAGCUUGUUGUCUCAAGAGUAAUGGGGACAGUGAAAAUUUGGAGAAAUCAAUGCUAAAUGUUUCUUUGUUUUCCA
Musa acuminata subsp. malaccensis (wild Malaysian banana) is the source of this 1615-nucleotide messenger RNA. RefSeq names its product ethylene-responsive transcription factor 2-like. The record is from RefSeq and is a predicted model, not a curated record. Gene Ontology annotation, biological process: ethylene-activated signaling pathway; regulation of DNA-templated transcription. NCBI's taxonomy places the organism in Eukaryota, Viridiplantae, Streptophyta, Magnoliopsida, Zingiberales, Musaceae. Gene Ontology annotation, molecular function: DNA binding; DNA-binding transcription factor activity.